Messenger RNA from Acanthopagrus latus (yellowfin seabream), 6165 nucleotides. RefSeq names its product protein Shroom2-like. NCBI's taxonomy places the organism in Eukaryota, Metazoa, Chordata, Actinopteri, Spariformes, Sparidae. Gene Ontology annotation, cellular component: cortical actin cytoskeleton; apical plasma membrane; apical junction complex. The transcript is spliced from 11 exons. The record is from RefSeq and is a predicted model, not a curated record. Gene Ontology annotation, biological process: actin filament organization. Bases 349 to 4986 code for a protein of 1545 amino acids. Gene Ontology annotation, molecular function: actin filament binding.
UGGUCUGGAACAGGCUCGCUGCAGAGAAUAAAUCACCAUAGUAACUUGGCCGGGUUAAGUUUGACCUGCUUUCAUCCUUUAUCUUGGUUUUGUGCAAUACCCCUGUGGUCAGACACUUCAAUCCUGAACUGUAAACAAUGGUGGAGAACAGACAGCAACAACAGAGCCAGAAAAUGUGUAAAAACAAAGAACUGGACCGAGCCAGAGAGGAAACUAUGAUAAAUAUCAGAGCGUCAUUUCAGAGGUGGAGGAGCUGCAGGACUUGUAAGGACUUUUCUGCUGGACAGGACGAUGAACUCUGCCUCAGGGGGAUCUGAUGAUGGUGGAGCCGGCUGAACCGGGGCUCUGAUGGAGGCCGUGGACUACAGAGACGACCUGAGAGUGUCAGCAGGGAGGAUGAGGUGGUGGAGGGAGGUGGACGUGUGGAGAGACGGCGGGCGGCAGAGCAGACAGGCGGAGGACGAGGAGGGUGAAGAGCUGGUGGAGGUGAUGCUGCGAGGCAAAGCACCCUGGGGCUUCACCCUGAGGGGGGGGGGGGAGCACCGAGAGCCUCUGGUCAUCACAAAGGUGGAGGAGGGCAGCGUGGCGGCAGCAGUGCGUCUCCAGGUUGGUGAUGAGCUGGUGAGCGUUAACGCCGUGGCCCUCGGCGGCUCCCGUCAGGAGGCCAUCAGUCUGGUGAAGAGUUCUCACAGGACGCUGUCGCUGGUCGUCCACAGGAAGAAUGAUCCAGGCUCGCGGCCCCAUUCCUGGCAACCCUCCAAGCUGACAGAAGAGGAGUCCGAGCCCGCCAAGAGAGAGGCCGCCCCAGCACCAGUCUGGCAGCCAAAACAUGAAGCGAGGCCCAAAGAGUCGUCUGCUCAAAGGGACCAGGACACCCAGCAUCAGCUAACCAGCCAGUUCAGCUCAGCGAACAACAUGGAGAGAGUGGAGCGUCCCUCUCAUCCUUUCCCACCCGGUCGUCUUUCCCCAAACAAAUACACCAGCACUGCUGAGCCGCACUGUGGAGCAGGAGGCAAAAGAGAUGCCGGGUUGAGCUGUUUCUCUGGUAGCUCCAGCCCUCCUGUUCAUGACUCCAGUACUUUUGGAAGGAAGGGUACCAGUGCUGAAAACAUUUUCUUCAAGGGCCUCCAGAGUGAAGGGCCUCAGCCGGCCGAGAGGCCCAGAUACCUGCAGCCGACGCUGGGGAACGGAGGCUGGGAGGGGUCACGGUCGGAGGAGCAGCCAGCAUCCCGGGUUUCCAUUGUGGGGAGACCCAGCAUUGGCCCAGUGUGGCAGGUUCCAGAGAAGAAGAAGUCCCAGUCUCCUCCGCCCCCACCUCCCCCCCAGCGAAGUGACAGUUUUGCUGCCACAAAGGUGUUCCCAUAUUCUGAAGGUGGGCAAGUGAAGGGCAAAGGCAGGUCAAGUGAAAAACUGACAGAAAAUAAAAAGAAUGACCUCAGAUCUCACCAGGAGAAACCCUCAGAGGCCAGACACAGCUUCAACCCCCUGCGCACCAAAGACUUUCUCCAUCCCAACAUGGCAGCUGACCACAACCACAACCAGCUACACCCAAACAAACUCUUCUCCCUGUCCAGUAUUGAUGUCAGGCAGUCUCAUUACAGCCAAAAACAUGCCCAUCAGAGGCAAUACAGUGACGAAAGCCCCCUCUACCUCCAGACCAGGCCAGCUCCUCCCACCAAGACUCAGAGCGUAGGAAGCUACUACCGCAGCCUCCAGGAUCUGCCCACAAAUGCCUUCAGCCGCAGACAAGUUCGGCACUCCACAGCAUCCAUUGCAAGUUCUGCUGCAAACUUGGAAAACGGUGGUCACAACAGAUACUAUGGCCUGGCGAGCAAGCAUUCAGUUCAGACUGCUGAGCUUCAAGCCAGGCAGGGCAAAUCAGAGGGACGGAGGGGGGAAGCCGAUAAACUACACUGGGUGAACAGCAAUGACCCAGGCUUCCCAGGUUCACUGAAGGGAAACAUUCAGUCAAAGUACUCCAUACCUCAGUUCCACAUGCCUUACAGUGAAAACAAGGAGCGUAAUGGUCAUGCCCAUCCUGGGAAUGGUCUACAUUAUGACCGCCCAACCUCUGAACUUUCCGAUCAAAGUCGUAGCCCAGAAGAUGCUGCAAAGAGGGGUGAAGGACACUCUAAUGACAUGAAAAGACACUUCCCAGUACAUCCCAGUAAUGACCACAAGGUUGGUAUAUCAAGGAACCAAGACCCAUGGGUGCCUCAAGAGGAUCACAGAAUAUCCCCUAUGAAAACCCCACUUCUCCACUCCCUUGCCCAGGAGAGUAGGAUCCUGGCUGAGAGGCAGCCAGCAGCCAUGCCCACCCAGGAUGCCAGUGAUGUGGCUGCCAGCAGUGGAAAAACAAAUCGGCGCAGCGACCGUUACGCCACCACCCUCCGCAAUGAGAUCCAGCAGAAGCGAGCCCAGCUGCAAAAGAGCCGCAGUGCUGCAACCCUGACAUGUGAUGCAGAGGAUGAGGAAGCAGAAGAGUGGAGAUCCACAAAGACUUCUACAUCCUCUGGUGUCUCCUUCUCUAACACCUACAAGGACCACCUGAAAGAAGCGCAAGCCCGGGUCCUCCAGGCUACCUCCUUCCAAAGACGAGACCUUGAGCCUCUGGAGGUGCCAGCAGCUAAAACCUCCAACGGACGCGUUAGAGGACGUAAGCGUUUCCCCCUUGCCAAGAGGACGCACUCCUUCUCAGAACCUGACAAGAUAGACAAAGUCGGAGUGGAGGGAGAACCUCAAACAGGGUCUUUCGGAGAGAGGAGGAAGUUCUUUGAGGCCAAACCAACAUUUCCCAGGCCUGUGCUGAAGUCCAGUCAGGGUGCAAACUUAAACACAGACCUUGUUGAGACAGAAAAACCCAAAGAGAGGACUGAGGAGGUACAGCCAUCCACAGACCCCAACCAACUCAGCCCUGGACGUAAGCAGGUCUUACUAGAGCAGCAGAGACUCGGGACCUUUGCUGAGUACCAGGCCACAUGGAGCAAACAGAAGAAGUCAACCGAGGCCAAGACGCAAGGGAGGUAUCACUCAGCAGAGAACAUCUUGGAUGCAGAUGCAGAGGAGAAGGCUGUCUGCAUCCACGAGAGAUCCCGAUCUUCUCCGUCUGCAGACUUCUACACACAGAAUAUUCCUUCAACAUGGAGAGACGCUCCCAGCCAGCAGAGCAGUCACAGCAGAGGACAAACUGAGCCCAGGCAGCGUUACCAGCCCGACCACAGCCCUCACUCGGCCCCGUCGGCCCCCAGAAACGAGGGCCCGGUCCAAGCCUCCAGUGACCACAGGACCAAACCAGACGCAGCCAGUGCCUCCCACCCCACGCAGUCCUCGGGCCCUCGCAGCCUCAGCCCUUCUUCCCAGCACUCGUCCCAGCCUCCACAAACCAAGGGCCUCCUGCCGCCGCCCAGGCCCCAUUUAGGCCCAGAAACCACAUCCUCCUCCCAGGAAUUCCUCCCCGGCGCCCAGGCGGACCAGGCAGUACUCCAGCCUCUGUCCAGCUCCAGCUCUGACACCCAGCACCACGCGGCUGUCCAGAACUCCCCCGCCGGCGCCGCCCCGACUCCGGCCAGCUCCCCUCACCUCAGCAGAGGAGGAGUAGGUGUAGAAGACAUAGAGGAGAAGGAGCAGCCACCUUCCUCUUCAUCCCUGUCUUUGUCCCGGACUUUACUUCUUCCUGGAGACCGAGCUCGGUCCCCCUCGCCUCAGUUUGCACCUCUGCGACUGACCGACAAGCCGCCGGCCGUGUUCGUGCAGGAUGAGUCACCGCUCAGGUCAGAGAGUGAUGUGAAGCUCGCAGCAGAGAUGGAUCCAAACAGUCCGGUGAGGAAAGUCCCCGUCAGGAUCGUCCACAGCGAGAGCAGCUCGGAGCGAGAAGGCCGGGCGUACCUGCCUCAGAGCACCGAGAGCUGCUUCGUCUUCCAGCCGCCGCCCUGCGUCCUCUCCCUGAGCGCCGCCGAGCGCCCGGCCUCGUCUCUGUUCAGCGUCUACACCCGGCAGGCCGAUCAGGAGCCCUUGGCCCAGGAGCCGAGCUCAGCAGGCGCUCGGCACUCAGAGGAGGACGCCAAGAGAGAGGAGCUGGCCCGAGACAUCAUGGGGAAAGACAAGUCCCUGGUGGACAUCUUGGACCAGAGCGGCAGGAUGACCACCAUGGACCUGAUGGAGGGACUCUUCCCCUCGGAGGAGCAGAUCCUGGAGGGAGCCCUGCAGCGCAGGAGGACCUCCUCCGGCUCCAGGCUGCCCACCGCGUCCCCCGGGAGCAUGGACAGGCGGGAGGAGGACGACGUCUCGCUCUCGGCAGCAGCCUCUCUGGUUCCCAGCUCCUCCUACUACAACACAUCUGCUCCCAAAGCCGAGCUCCUCAUCAAGAUGAAGGACAUGCAGGAGCAGCUGGAGGAGCAGGACUCUGAGGACGAGCUGGACGUCGACCUCGCCAGUAAAAAGCAAGAGCUGAUCUCCAGCCUGGCCGGGAAGCUGGAGGUGCUGCGGGAGGCGCGACACAGCCUGCAGGAGGACGUGGAGGACAACGAGGCUCUGGGCCGCGAGGUGGAGGCCACCGUGCAGCGCCUCUGUCAGCCCAACCAGCUCGACAAGUUCCGCAUGUUCGUGGGCGACCUGGACAAGGUGGUGAGCCUGCUGCUGUCGCUGUCGGGGCGGCUCGCCCGGGUGGAGAACGCCCUCAACAGCCUGGAGGAGGAAGCUCCACCAGAGGAGAAGCGAACCCUGACAGAGAAGCGGAAGCUGCUUAUGCGACAGCACGAGGAUGCCAAGGAGCUGAAGGAGAACCUGGACCGUCGGGAGCGGCUGGUCUCCGGCAUCAUGGAGGCCCACCUGGACGCAGAGAGCCUGGACGACUACCGCCACUUUGUGAAGAUGAAGUCGGCCCUCAUCAUCGAGCAGCGUAAACUGGAGGACAAGAUCAAGCUGGGCGAGGAGCAGCUGAAGUGUCUGGUGGACAGUCUGCCGCUGGACCAGAGGCCGCUGCUCUGAUGACCGCAGGAGGAUCUCAACACCUGAGGCUGCGACAUGUGGCAUCAUCAUAUUCAUGUAUUGUUACAUCGUGUUCAUCAAGGUAAAGUAUUGAGGAACAGAAAUGGGACGUAUAUUUUUCUGGCGGUUCAUCUGCAGCCUUCGAUGAGUCGAUCAGACGGAUCCAUGAGUAAAAACGACGGCGUCUCUGAGGCCCAAACUGUCGAAUCAACAACUUCCUCCCUUUAUAUUUCAUUUUUUACCUUCAUCAGCAUUCAGAGCGUCCAGAUAUUUUUGAUUUAAGACUCAACACGUUAAUUCUCCAGGACUGAAACUCUGAUCGUAGAUGAUGUACAGCUUAUUUAUUUGUACCUCGACGCAAGUGAAUCACUGCAGUUUCAAAAUUCACAUUUAAACCAAAUAAUGUUCUCGACCGUAACGUAAAACACAUCUCAGUGUUUCCAGUCUCCUUUUUUCUUAUUUGUGUUUCAGCGGCAUCGUGAACUCUGAACUCUCCUGCUGAACGCUUCGUAAUUAAUCAUCCUCACGUGUGUGUUUUAAGAUUUAAAGUGAUAUCUUCUAGUAAUUUAUUGUAGCCUUUUUGAAAAGAGCGAUAUGUAUAAAGGGGAAGUGUUUCCCCAGUAAUUUAUUUUGAUUCAUGACAAACUUUUUUUCUAAUGAAAUGAAAUGAAGAGUUUGAUUCCAGAAUGCUAUAAUCUAAUUUUUAAAAGUGUUAUCAACUUGUUAUAUUUCCUGCUUUUGCAACAAAUCAUCACUUUCUUCACGUAGCUUUAUUAUUAUUUCACAUUAUAUCUCACUUUGGAGUGAAACUCUGCUAGAAGAAGAGGUGAAUCUGAUAACUUUAUUCUCACAAAGACGGUUUAAUCGCUGAUAAUCUAACACUUGGUGCUUCUUGCUCAAGUUCCUCCAAAACCUGCAGGACUCCUGGACUCCUGACUGACGUGAAGGACUGAGGCACCUCUGGAGAAGGUUAGCACUUUACUCUUUGGUUUGGUCCAAUCAGGGGACUCUCUGCAUAUAUAUUUAUUUGAAGACGUGCCUACUGUAGCCUCCCCACCACUGUUAACUUCAUGGACUGGCGCGGGCGUCCCACUGGGUACCGUGUUCGGCCCACGCUCGCUUCAUGUAUGCAGUGAAAACCUGUCAGCAACUUUCAGAGCAAUAAAAUGGUAAAGCUGA